CAAACGUAUCAGUCAGUCGAACAUUGCUAAGGUUACGUUCUGCCAGUUGAAUUUCAGUUCGCCUAGAAACGAACGUCUCGCUGAAGAUUUAAAGUAAUUAAUUUACACUAGUUUUAAUUGUUGUGUUCUUUGGUUUACCCUUUUUAUAAUGUCUGCAAUGUCAAAUAUGGGCGAACGUGAUGUAAUUUUCGAAUAUAAGGACGAAUCACAGGCAGAGAGAUUAGCGCGAAAAUCUGAGGAGGCGCCAUUUUUUCCUGUUGCUAUAACCGGAUGUGCAGCCGCUGUCGCUUAUGGCGCGUAUAAAUUCAAAAGUCGUGGCAUGAUGAGCCCCAGCGUGUUCCUAAUGCAACUCCGUGUUGGCGCACAGGGUGUAGCUGUGGGUGCGCUCACCCUAGGCUUAGUUUAUAGCAUCAUCAACGAACGUUUCCUAAAGAAGAAGUAAUUGAGGAAAAUGAUAACACUAGCCAAUUUGCUUAGGACACCACUCACUAGACAACUUAGUUCAUACUAAAACCUGAUGUAUAGAAAUAACCCCACCCCGAAUGUGGGUGCGCACACACAAAAUCUAUUUAUUUGUGAUAUUGUUUGUUUUGCUUUUAUUUAUUGUUUCCACUCAUUAUAUAUACUGCGUACAUUUUAUUAGUAGCGGGCGAAAUAUGGUUAAAUUGAAAUUAUUUUAUUGUUGAUUGAAUAUUGAAAAAACUCAGGAAAGGGUAACAGAUAAUGGAUACUAAAUUAACUUAAAUAAUGUUGUAAGAAAUAAAGUAUUGUACCUAAUUAUUGAUAAUGAGAAUAAUAUAAAUGAGUGUAAUUCAAACUGACAAAGAACAUAUAGCAAAUGCAUAAAUAUUUAAUUGUAACUUAUUUUUGUAAAUAAAUUCGUGUCCGCUAA
Molecule: messenger RNA, 892 nt
Organism: Dalotia coriaria
Lineage: Eukaryota; Metazoa; Arthropoda; Insecta; Coleoptera; Staphylinidae
Product: HIG1 domain family member 1A, mitochondrial
Exons: 3
Coding region: 149-442 (97 amino acids)
Biological process (GO): mitochondrial respirasome assembly
Cellular component (GO): mitochondrion
Source: RefSeq, a predicted model, not a curated record